Messenger RNA from Xenia sp. Carnegie-2017, 3522 nucleotides. RefSeq lists its product as uncharacterized. The record is from RefSeq and is a predicted model, not a curated record. NCBI's taxonomy places the organism in Eukaryota, Metazoa, Cnidaria, Anthozoa, Malacalcyonacea, Xeniidae. The transcript has 6 exons. The coding region runs from base 208 to 2895 and encodes 895 amino acids.
UUGAGUUUGAUUUAGUUGCUUAGUAAUAUGCAAUGCCAAUACCAUAAUACAUUUCUAGUGUAUUCCAUUUUCAAAAUUUUCGGUGUAUGUUUCAAAUUUUGCUUCGUAGAUUUAUCCAAGAAAUAUAUCUCGUAAGUUUUUGUUUUCAAAGUUCGAGAAGAAGUAACAUGCAAGAAAUUACAUGGUUCGAAGUGCGUGCUCUUUUAUAUGAAAAUGGCGGAAAAUUCAUCAUCAUUCGUUCAAGUUGACAUAAACAAAGAACAAACCGAUGAUUGUAGAACUGCAACGUUACCUUCCUGUACGAUAAAUUCGACUAAGAUAUCAAAUGGACCGUCAGAACUUGAGAUACCACUUUUCGUUGCGAGGAAAAGUCAAGCAUGUUUUGCUCAUAUCCCUCGGUCUUCGUCAUAUUGUUCUCGUAUUCACGAGUUGCAAAAGUGCUCCUUCGAAACUACGGAAUUAAAACUCGUUCAAAAAUUCCUGAAGCGAUUGACAUCGUUGACGAUUUUCAAAAAAAAACUGGAAAAUCAAGUCGAACGCGAGUUCUUGCUCUUAAACUCGGUGUAUUCUUGUGAUAUAUCGCAGGCAAUGUUAUUGGAUGUAGGUCACUACCUCGAGCUUUUCGAAGAAGGCAAAAAACACAUAUUCUCCUGGCUUCAUGUGGAAUCUAAAAUACACCUACUGAAGCUGCCAGUUAGACGUACUGCUGUCCUUGAAUUGCGAAUCAAAAAGUUAGAGGGUUUGUUCUUCUGUUUGCUGAGGAGCAUAAUACACUACUUGCACAAAUUAGCAGUAACUGGUUUCCAGCUACUGGCAAAUAGUAAUUUUAAACAACUGCUUAGCAGUGUUGAUUUGCCGAAAUUUUUUCAGGUUAUCAAGAUUUUCAACGACAUGGUAUCUGUUGAAAGAAAGUAUUUGAGGGAUUCCAAGUACAUGUACAAAAAGAAAAACAUGUACGGCCUUAUAAAUUAUCUUUUGCCAACAUUAGAUCUUGUGACAAUUCUAUCCGUGAUAUGCGAGCAAAGAUCAAACCUGUUAGCCAGAUUAGUCCACGAGAAUCUGGUUCAAGAGGUCGCGGUUCUGGAAAAGCCCAAUCUCUUAUCUACUACAGAAGAAUUCUCUUGGAAUUCAGAUGGUCAGUUAACUACGAAUGAGCUGCAUGAAAAAACUGCAAGGACAAGAUUUGGAAGGUUACGAACUAUCAUCAAAAAGUACGGACAAAAAGAAAAAGAAUUUCUUCAGCAGUUAGUGAAUGCAGCAUCAGUAAAUGCACUCCCCUGUAAUGAAAGUCCAACUAAGAGAGAAUCUGAGCGAGAGUUCUGUUUUCAACACAGUCAAUUGCACAAUUGUGAAAACUAUUCUGUAAAGUUAAUGUAUCAAGCUGGCCAAAGUAGACAGACCUUGAAGAUAUUGUUUGAUGGAUGUGCUCUUCCUCAUAUUGAUAAUUCCUCGUUGUCAGAGGAGAAAAAUAUCCACUGUCUCAUUUCCAUUUAUGACAAUGAUCUUUGGUUAAGAUUUUCAAGCAAGUUUUAUAGUGAAUUGGAAGGCCUAACUUGGCAGCAUUUUGUGAGCAAGACAAUAGGUCCAGUUUUUAGUUGGUCAACAGUCACCACAAUGGAAAUCAAACAUCAAAUUGAAAAGCUUGAAAGCGCAGGUGACUUCCCAGAUAUUUUUCUUAAAUCCAUGCAGCAUGUGAGUCGCCAACUGUAUUUGUCCUCGGUGCUCUCAGUUUUGGAUCAAUUGCAUUGCCUGCUGAUUGCAGUUGGCCAACAAGAUAAAUGCAAGGCAUUGGCUGACAUCGUUGACGGUGUCCCUUCAACUAGGACAACACGUCUGAUGAUUCAAGUUUGUUCUGUUUACCAACGUUUCUUUACGACGCCAUGGAAGGCGAAUUUAGUCACUCUAUCUUCGACCGGUGUCUCCAUCACCAUACAAGAUGUCGUCGAUAGGUUUAGUUCUUUUCUCGACUACUGCGUCUUUUGGUUCACGACUAAGGUUAAACAGUAUCUUGCCAACUGGUCUCUCCAUUCCUUUUUUCUCCUCGCUCAUUGCGAGAUGCGUAUCGUCAUAAAGGAUGUGAAUGCCAUACUGCGCGCGAUGGAAGAGAUGAAUCGCGAACGGGUUGACGAUGCGCUGGGUUGUGUUUUAAUGCGUCAAUAUUGUGAUGAAAUGAAAAGAAAGGCUGAUCAUCUUGAGAUAAUCCACGUGGAAUGCAUUGAGCGUUUCACGAGCAACUAUGUGAAGCUUGCAAGUGAUUUUUGGAAAGAAAUGAUGCCGAAAGGUCGUUUUUGGAAACAGAGUAGAAACUCCGGAAGCUUGCCCAGCGAGCCAAGCUCUUACGUAGAGCACGCCAUCAAUCACUUACUUCAGCCAAUCGUGGAGGAGUUUUCACAGCUGCCGCGAUGUGAUUGGAUCGUGAUUCAGACGGCUAACGCUAUGAUGAAAUCGUGGAGGGAUCACAUUUUAAAGGAGCAGAUAAAGUUUAGUGUCAUUGGCGCAUGUCAACUUAAGGUUGACUUUGAUUACGUCAAAGUGUGGCUGACCUCAAAAGUAUCCGAGCCGAGUGACGAAGCUCGGUUAGGUAUCGCGAAUCUUGACAUUUUCCGACAUCUUGACGAGGCUGCACGUCUGUUGAUGAUUCAACCGAAAACGAAAAAGAAGCUUAGUCUUGGUAACGGCUAUGGAAAGCAGAAUAUAGUGCAUGCGAGUACGGUCAGUGGCAGUUCUGCAAUAUCAAGCACUUCGUGUUAUGAUGAUGAGCCGGAUGCAUUGGAGGCUCGGAUUUUUCCCAACAAAGAUGAAUGGUUGAAUUUGAGAUUGCGAAAUGGAAAAAGAAGAAUCCCUCUCGUAAUCCCAGACUGUUUGAAAGCUUCAGAGCAAGCUCAACAACGAUGAUGUAUUAUGUUACAAGACUAACUAUUCUCCUUGCUCAGAUCAAAAACCAAAACCUUGGCUAUGCCGUGGGUUUUUUGGAACGGUUUUUACUCGUGAAAUGUAACGAAAUACAGUCACAAUUACUUGUGGAUAAUUGUGCUCACUAUCGUGUUUCUCUUGUGUUUCUAAGUCAUUUCUUUUCGUCUUAAUGACGGAUUGAAGGGUCGAAAUUCGUGAGUGUGCUGCUUGUUUUAUCAAAAUAACAAGUUAAUCUAAGUUUGAGUUAGUUUGGUAAAAUCUUAAAACAACGCUUUUAAAUGUUUAAUUGCCAUGCGGUACAUAGUUAUUUAGUACAGCCUUUGUCUUUAUGAACAUUUCGUGUUUUGGAAAAAAACAUCGGCUGUCACCAUCUGCAGCUAAAUUGUCCAAAGUUCGACCUAUCGUUGUCAGUUAGUGUAAGGUGUCGUCAUCGCGUAUGACAGCCAACCAAAUGCUUUCGAUGAGAAAGAUCACGUGAUAAUCAAUAAAAUGAGCCCUUACAUAAUAAAGGACAUUGAUGUAAGUGUAGGAUAUUGAUGUGUGAGUGGAUUGUGCCUCAGCACAAGUUUGUUCACUUUUUCAAAUUAAUAAAUAUUUCUUUACGUAUAA